CUCGUUUACAUGUUUUUGGUUGUGUGUGCUUUGUUCAUUUACCACCUCAUGAAAGGAAAAAAUUAUCAAAUCAAGCUGCCAUGUGUGUUUUUGUUGGAUAUGGCAUUGAUCAAAAGGGUUUCUUGUGUUAUGAUCCAAAAAUUGGUAGAAUUCGCAUUUCUAGACAUGUGGUUUUCUUGGAAAAUUUAUUUUAUUUUGAUGCAAUUGCAAAACCCAAUAAUUCCUCACCUUCUGUGUUGCAUGACUUUUCACUUGAUCAUAAUGCUCUAGCAGAACAAGUUUCCAUUGAUCAAUUCCAUGCAGCAAAUGAACAACCUCAAACUUGUUCCUUUCACCAACCAGAAGAUGGUACACUUGUGGAUGCUCAAUCAGUAAGUGAUUCUAAUCCUGCUUCUAAUGCCUCUACUAAUUCCAUUGUUUCUUUACGUCGUUCUGCCCGUACUAUUCAUCCACCUGAUCAUCUUAACCUUUUUACCUCUGUCUCUUUGUUGACAACAUUAGAUUUUGUUGAUAUACCUCAUUCUUACCAGAAGGCUGUUAGCAUUCCUUGCUGGAAGGAAGCUAUGGAUUUUGAAUUAAGUGCCUUAUUGGAGAAUGACACUUGGGAUAUGGUACCUUGUCCUUCUAAUGUGUCUAUUAUUGGUAGCAGGUGGGUCUUUUCUAUUAAGCUCAAAGCGGACGGUAGUAUUGAGCGAUAUAAAGCAAGACUUGUUGCCCAAGGUUAUAAGCAAGAGUAUGGAAUUGAUUAUAUAGAAACAUUUGCACCAGUGGCUAAAAUGACUACAGUGAGAUUACUUAUUGCUCUUUCGGCAAUGCAUCAGUGGCCUAUUUCUCAAAUGGAUGGAAAGAAUGCUUUUCUGCAUGGGAAUUUGAAAGAAACUGUUUAUAUGAAGCCUCCUCCAGGUUAUUCACAUUCUAAAUCCAUGGUUUGCAAAUUAAAGAGAUCAUUAUAUGGUCUUAAGCAAGCUCCUCGAGCUUGGUUUGAAUGCUUCCGUCAAGUUAUUGUAGAUGCUGGGUAUGUUCAGAGUUCUCAUGAUUAUUCUUUGUUCAUGCAUAACUCUCCGCACGGUGUUACUCUACUUUUGAUUUAUGUCGACGAUAUGCUUAUUACCGAUAGUAAUAAGGAAGGUAUUGCUAAGUUGAAAGAGUUACUUUGUCGUUCUUUUCAGAUGAAGGAUUUGGGGCCACUGACUUAUUUUCUUGGUUUAGAAGUUCACUCAUCUUCUCGAGGUUAUGCAGUGAAUCAAUGGAAGUAUGUUCUGGAUUUGAUCCAAUUUGCAAAUUUAUCUGAUGAUAAGUGUGUUGAGACUCCAAUGGAAGUAAAUGUCAAGCUUAGGCAGGAGGAUGGUGAAAAACUCUCUAAUCCUAGCUUUUAUCAUCAACUUGUGGGUCGCCUCCUUUAUCUUACUAUGACUAGACCUGAUAUUGCUUAUGCUGUGCAAGUGGUUAGUCAAUUUGUUGUAGAUCCUCCGCGGUUACAUCUAACGGUUGUUCUUCGCAUAAUUCGAUAUCUUUGUGGCACUAUUUCAAGGGGACUUUUCUUCUCCUCUCAUCCUUGUAUGCAAUUGCAAGCUUAUGCAGAUGCUGAUUGGGCAGGUUGUCCUGAUACAUGUCGCUCAACCACAGGUUGGUGUGUGUUUCUUGGUGAUUCCCUUAUUUCUUGGAAAUGUAAGAAACAGAAAACAGUGUCCAAAUCCAUUGCUGAAGCUGAAUACCGAGCAAUGUCUUCAGCAUGUAGUGAAUUAACUUAGCUUCGAGGAUUUUUACAGACACUUACUUUUCCUACUCCUCCUUCACCUCUUUAUGCUGAUAAUAUGAGUGCUAUUCGUAUUGCAUCCAAUCCUGUCUUUCACGAGCGUACCAAGCACAUUGAAGUGGAUUGCCACUUUAUACGGAAUAUGUAUCUUGCAGGUGCCAUUACUCUUCCUUAUAUUGCUUCUAAGCAUCAAAUUGCAGAUAUUUUUACAAAGGCAAUGACAACUGCACGACACAAGUUUUUAGUGAGCAAACUGACACUGGUUUCCCAGCCUCAGUUUGAGGAGGAGUGUAGGAAAUAGGCAUAUUUUGUAAUUUUGUUUUAUAUUAAGGGCUUUUAUGUAACUUUA
Messenger RNA from Rubroshorea leprosula, 2105 nucleotides. The record is from the annotation of a GenBank genome assembly. NCBI's taxonomy places the organism in Eukaryota, Viridiplantae, Streptophyta, Magnoliopsida, Malvales, Dipterocarpaceae.